AUGCGAGNCAUAGUUAGUCAAGCUAAGAAUAGUGGUNAACGGCCAAUUUGGAUCACACCUACGCUUUGGGCUUCAAUGUGGCAGCAUUGGGACACUCCUGAAUCUCAGGCGAGGAGUACUACUGCUUCACAGUGCCGCAACUCUGAUCGUGGUGGUCUAGGAAUCGCAAAGCAUGUUUCUGGUCAGAAAUCAUACUUGAGAGUUCGACGUNAAAUGUGUACUCACACUGAUUCCAAGGGGAACCCAUUCGGACUUGGGGCACUAACUGAGAUGGUCUGCAAAGGGAAAAGGAAAGAGAGCUAUGCAAGCUCUCCUGCAGACUCUCUUUCGGAAAUCCAUGAACAACUUGAAGCAUCUCGGCUUAAAAUUCUUGCACAGGAAGAGAGCAUUGCUCGACGUGAUGAGGAGAUUCGCCGCGAUCAAACUCGACGUGAUGAGGAGAUUCGCCGCGAUCAAGCUCGACGUGAUGAGGAGCAUCGACGUGAUCAAGCUCGUAUCUCUGAGAUGGAGAGGCUCAUUACAUUCUUGAAGAGCUCCGAUCCCCGCAUCGCAGCAUUCAUGGGUCAACAACCAGACAACACUACAACCACCGAACCAGUCACUUCACCAACCACUGCACAACCUGCUGGACCAGUCACCACACCCGAGCAGCAUGUAGGAUGA
Messenger RNA from Arabis nemorensis, 663 nucleotides. The record is from the annotation of a GenBank genome assembly. Lineage: Eukaryota; Viridiplantae; Streptophyta; Magnoliopsida; Brassicales; Brassicaceae.